Molecule: messenger RNA, 957 nt
Organism: Diatraea saccharalis (sugarcane borer)
Lineage: Eukaryota; Metazoa; Arthropoda; Insecta; Lepidoptera; Crambidae
Source: the annotation of a GenBank genome assembly
UCUUGCAAUAAAGUUUAUUAUAAACAUGGCAGUUCGUGUGCAAUUCGAAAACAAUAAUGAAGUGGGAGUAUUUAGCAAGUUAACAAAUUCUUAUUGUCUCGUCGCAAUUGGCGGAUCAGAAAAUUUCUACAGCGUGUUCGAGGCUGAAUUGGCGGAUACAAUCCCAGUGGUACACGUCAGCAUUGCCGGAUGCCGCAUCAUAGGACGCAUGACCGUAGCUAACAAAAAUGGACUGCUCGUACCCUCGUCCACGACCGACACAGAGUUGCAACACAUUAGAAACAGUUUACCGGACAGCGUAAAGGUACAACGAGUGGAAGAGCGUCUGAGUGCACUCGGCAACGUGAUAACAUGUAACGACUACGUCGCACUUGUGCAUCCUGACUUGGAUCGCGAUACCGAAGAAAUCCUCGCCGACACGCUGGGUGUCGAAGUGUUCAGGCAAACAGUGGCGGGAAAUGUUCUCGUCGGUACCUAUGCAGCACUGAGCAACAGAGGAGGCCUUGUUCACCCAAAAACUACAAUUCAAGACCAAGAUGAACUGUCAUCCCUCCUUCAAGUUCCUUUAGUGGCAGGUACAGUGAACAGAGGCAGUGAAGUCAUCGCUGGUGGACUUGUAGUGAAUGAUUGGUGUGCAUUCUGUGGUAUGGACACAACAUCUACAGAAAUUUCAGUAAUAGAAAGUGUUUUCAAAUUGAAUGAUGCCAAGCCGACAGCAAUCACAUCAACAAUGCGUGCUUCACUCAUUGACAGUAUGUCAUAACAUUAACUUUUGUUAAUCAAUUAUAAAUUAUGUGAUAUUGUUAUGUUACAGUUAAAUCGAGAUAACUUCAAAUUUUCUGUCACUUGAGCAGAUUGCGCAAUAUUUGAAACCAUAAUGUGUAAGUCUAUUAAACAUUACAAAAUUCAUGAAACUAUUAUUUUUUUUGUUGAGGUAAAAUAAAAACAUUGCAAUUA